UCAUAUAUAUAUAUAGUAUAAACUUAAAAUAAUCUUUAGAUAAAUAGAGGCUACACAUUUCAAAAUUUGUUUGUUAUAGUUUGGCUUUAAUAAAAUAAAUUGUAAUGAGAAGUAGCUUCAUCAAAGAACAAUCACAUCACACAUACUUACAUAGUAGAUAUUAGAUUAGAUGGAGUAGUAGAGAGACGGAUAAAAGAGUGCAUACAAGAAGCCUAGUCCGCGGAGCACAGUAUCAUUAUCAAAUUGACAAAGAAACCAUAGAAGAACAACCACUAACCAGGCCAGCUUCGGCAAUAUCGAAUUUUCCCCUCAAAUUUCAGUUCUUUUUCUUGCCCCACCCCCCCCCCCCCCCCCCCCCCCCCCCCCAAAAAAAAAUCUGAACUUGAACUUGUAUUGGAUAUUUUCUUUCAUCAAUCAACAGAACACCAUAGAAGAUGUCUUCCAUCUCAAACUCUCUCGUCUUGGCUCGUAACUCCCCUUCCCAGCUUUCUUCUGGUUCUUCUUUCAAGCAUUCAGAACUUCGAGUCUUGUGCCCCACCAACUUGAGUUUCUCACCACUUCGUACUAAAAAGACUUCACAUAAAUCUUUCAUAAUUCAAGCUGCUUACAGUGAUGGUGGGAGGCCAAGCAGUGCAAGCUUUUUCAUUAGUGGAUUCAUUUUGGGUGGACUAGUUGUUGGUACUCUUGGAUGUGUGUAUGCCCCUCAGAUAAGUAAGGCUCUUGCUGGAGCUGAUAAAAAGGAUUUGAUGAGGAAACUACCAAAGUUUAUCUAUGAUGAGGAGAAAGCUUUGGAGAAAACAAGGAAAAUCCUGACCGAGAAAAUUGAGCAAUUGAACUCCGCUAUCGAUGAUGUAUCAUCUCAGCUGCGCUCGGAAGAUGCCCCUAAUGGAGCAGCCGUGAACUCUGAUGAAGUCAAAGGAAUUGAAGCUACUAUUUGAGAUAUCAAAAUAGGUUUCUUGUAUUUGAAUGCUGCUUGUCAAAAGUACAUGAUGUUGAAGCUCAUUCUAUCUUUUGUAGAAGAUAUUUGCCUCAUAUACCUGAACCAAGUUGUCAGAUUAUCAUCUGGUUGAUAUAAGAUACAAUACAAUGCCAAAAGAUUUUAUGCAGUGAACCAAGUUGAUUUGUGUG
Messenger RNA from Amaranthus tricolor (Joseph's coat), 1128 nucleotides. RefSeq lists its product as uncharacterized. The record is from RefSeq and is a predicted model, not a curated record. NCBI's taxonomy places the organism in Eukaryota, Viridiplantae, Streptophyta, Magnoliopsida, Caryophyllales, Amaranthaceae. The transcript has 5 exons. Gene Ontology annotation, cellular component: chloroplast inner membrane; chloroplast thylakoid membrane. Bases 435 to 938 code for a protein of 167 amino acids.